Lates calcarifer (barramundi perch) is the source of this 854-nucleotide messenger RNA. RefSeq names its product parathyroid hormone. The transcript is spliced from 3 exons. Gene Ontology annotation, molecular function: hormone activity. Gene Ontology annotation, cellular component: extracellular region. Bases 58 to 387 code for a protein of 109 amino acids. The record is from RefSeq and is a predicted model, not a curated record. Lineage: Eukaryota; Metazoa; Chordata; Actinopteri; Centropomidae. Gene Ontology annotation, biological process: intracellular calcium ion homeostasis.
CACCACCACUUUUAUCAGACUGAGGGAGAGCCACCACUAGAGGUCGUCAAGGUCAACAUGCGAAACAGGGACUAUGCAGUCGUGUUCAUUUCAUUCUGCAUUUUACAUCUCUCCACUCUCAGUGAAGGCCGUCCCCUAAGAAAAAGGACGGUGAGUGAGGUCCAGCUCAUGCACAACGUCGGAGAGCACAAGCAGGUGCAGGAGCGCCGGGAGUGGUUACAGAUGAGGCUCCGAGGCAUCCACACCGCCGCGGCCCGGGGCAGCAGCGAGGAGGUGGGCCGGACCAGGAGGAGGCUGCGUCUCGAGGAGCUUCCCGACCUGACACCAGAGGAGAUUCAGUACGCUUUGAACUUCUUGGAAAAGCUCCUAAAGUCAAAGCAGUCCUGAUUUUAACUGACUCUGAGCAACAUUUACAACAUUCUCUUUAAAGAAUUUCAGGCUAUUUCCUAUCUCAUUUGAAUCGUUUCGAGAUGUCUUAAUGUGUCCUUAUUUUAUUGGAAUGCAUCAGUGUACAUUUUCAUUAUAUUCACUGUAUUUUACUUAUGAGACUGAUUCUAACGGAACUGAGGGAAACUGUCUUCCCUGUUGUGAAUGCACUUUUAGGCCUGUGUAACCGGUGGUGUUGACGAAUCAAGUUGGACCAACGGUGUUGUUUUAAGUUAACAACGCCCUUAUCAACGGGCUUUCCUGUCUUUGUACGAAUGUAUAGCCUAUGUCUAAGGCUUAAUAAGAGGCUAUAAACUUCAACAACACAGACAUCAAUUGUAUAUUUUUUAUAUGUAGUCGAGGCCUAUAUUUAACUUGCCUAUAUAAAAUAGGGCAUUUUAUUUUUUUAUAACUAUGCUAGAUGUGUA